Messenger RNA from Trichomonas vaginalis G3, 681 nucleotides. RefSeq names its product spectrin binding. The transcript has a single exon. NCBI's taxonomy places the organism in Eukaryota, Parabasalia, Trichomonadida, Trichomonadidae. Gene Ontology annotation, molecular function: protein binding. Bases 1 to 681 code for a protein of 226 amino acids. The record is from RefSeq and is a predicted model, not a curated record.
AUGGAUCAAACUAAUGAUAUGGUUAAGAGCUUUAUUUAUUCAGCAAGCUUUAAUAUGCCUAGUCUUUGCAAAUAUUUCAUUGAACAAUCACCUGAUAUUCUUACGAAAUAUGGAGAUGAAGCUCUUCAAAAUGCAGCAAAAUAUGGAUGUUUAGAAACUGCAAAAUUUCUUUUAUCAAAAGGUGCUAAGUUCACAGAAAAUAGGCAUUCAUCUCUUGAAUUAGCAGUUAAGUCAGGAAACAUAGAGGUUGUUGACUUGUUUUUAAACAAAGGUGCAGUUUUAUCAAAACGCAUUUCAAAAGAAUGUUUAUACCUAGCUAUCAAAAACUACCAAAAAGAUAUGGUUCAAUUUCUUUUUUCGCAUGGAGUAGAAAUCUCGAAUGGAAAUCGUGACGAUGAAUCUUCUUUACAAUCAGCAGCUUUUCGGUCGACACCAGAAAUUGUUGAAUUAAUUCUCUCACAUAAACCGGAUAUAUAUGCAUUUGGUCCAAACAACCGCGAUGCAUUGGGAUUUGCAAGAAAGUUCAAAAGAUAUGAUAAUAUGAAUGCUAUCAUUUCUUAUCAAGCAGAAUUGUAUGAUAAGACAAGAUCAUAUUCAAAAAGGAAACUAUUUCUUGAAUUAUCGAUAAUAUUCAUUGCUACUGCCUUAAUUAUUUAUUAUUACAACAAUUUCAUAAUGUAA